Molecule: messenger RNA, 1875 nt
Organism: Clonostachys solani
Lineage: Eukaryota; Fungi; Ascomycota; Sordariomycetes; Hypocreales; Bionectriaceae
Source: the annotation of a GenBank genome assembly
AUGUCGACAACGUCGAAGAGGCCACACUCGAUUGUGACCAGUCGAGUUGCGACCUCAGCAGCCGAUUCAGCAAGCUCGCCCACCGCAUCGCCAUCCCGCACGCCUCAGCGGGGGUCAACACCAACAGGCCACACCCGCACUCGGUCAGUUCGAAGCAACACACCUGUAUCCGCCCGUGCAGCCGUGACAAGACGAGACACGGGUAUGAGUACCGCUGCGUCAGAUGCUAGAGCUGAGGCCGCUGCUGCUGUAGAGGAUCUUCAACAGCGUCUUGAAAAGGAAGAGAAAUUAUCAGAACAAUACAAGAAGCAACUCGAGGUUCUCCAAUCCAAAUUGGACGACACUACUAAGGAAGCUGCAAAGCUAGAAGAGAAGGUUCAUGAGAACGACGAGCAUAUCGAGUCGCUUCAAAACGAGAAGCGUGAGGCCACGCGCCAAAUUCGAGAGAUGGAGUCCAUCUAUGAGGCAGAGCGGAGCUCUAUUCUCAAGGAGAAGGAGGAGAUGGGAAACAGGGAGGAAGAGAUGCAAACUGUGAUACAGAGGCUGAAGGAUAGCCUGGCACAACGCAAUAAUGGAGACGAUGAUGGCCGCCCCUCAAGACAAGCAAAUGCUUCACCUUCACUCGACGGAAAUAGCUUCGCACCUCCUUCCUCUGUCCAACGCAGCGACUCACGCAAUAGUUCAAAACUUAUUCUCCAAAAAGACAAACUCAUUGAGUCAUUGAGACUCGAACUCGCUGAAGCACAGAUCAAGCUCGUCGAAUCCGAAAACCAGGGAGGCGGUAGGCUGCAAGAAGUUGAGCGUCUCCUGAUGGAAGCACGGAUGGCCAACGCUCGACUCAUGGAGGACAACGAAAGCUACCAGUUGCUCUUGCAGGAGAAGACUCUCAAGGGCGACUUUGGCCCAAGUGAUUUCGCCUAUAUGGGAUCGAACUCUAACCAGGAUGCGCUGAAUGCUCUCGAGGGAAAGACGGGUGGCUCUAGCCUCGCUGACGAGCUCUCUCUUUCUGAAGGGGCCGAAACAGAUGGCGAAGGCGAUCGACGCCGUGAAUCAGAGAUCGGUCGACGAUUCGAAUCGGAGCUCAAGUCCAUGCGGGAACAGAACAAGGCGCUUACUUUGUAUAUUAACAAAAUCAUUGAGCGUCUGCUGCAACACCAAGACUUUGAGUCGAUCCUGGAUACGUCAACCGACAUGAAACCGCCGGCAGAUACGAAUAAGGACCUUCCGCCGGCUCCAGAUAACAAAUUGGCGAACGGUCAGUCCCUACUACAACGAGCCAAAACCAUGGCCGUUGGACCGGGUAAGCCUAGGCAACGGCCCAUGUCGGUCAUGCCGCUGCCAGUCAACUAUUCAACCAAUGCCAAUCCUGACCGGACAUCUUCAGGUGCGAAUUUGACACGCUCAUCAAGCACUCGCCGUUCUCGACCCCAGAGUGAACAAUACACGGGCGCUGCAAGUCUUGUGAGCCAGAUGUACAAGGGACCAGAUGGCUCGGUUGGCCCAGUGUCACCAACUCUAGGCAACCCACGCUCUUCUCAAUCGUUCUUCACACCGUCGGGAGUGAAUUCAAACCCCAAUGCCGCGGCACGGGUUCCUAGUAGCAGCCACCGGUCCUCUGGCAACUUCCCUGGCAUGCGCAGCGAGACCUCCAGCAUCAGCGGCGACUCCGGCGAAAUCUCGACACCCCCUUCACAGUCACCUCCCAGAUCGCAUAGUGACAAGCAGACCACUUUCGUGGGGGGGAAGCCUCGGCCACUUCGACUGGUCCAGGAGAACCCAGACGCCGUCAAAGAAAACAAGCGAGCCAGUUGGAUCUCAGGAUGGAGCUGGGGCAAGAAGGAGGAGACGUCGUCGAGCAAUCCGAUCCCAGAAUAG